Molecule: messenger RNA, 1560 nt
Organism: Rattus rattus (black rat)
Lineage: Eukaryota; Metazoa; Chordata; Mammalia; Rodentia; Muridae
Gene: Hhla1
Product: HERV-H LTR-associating 1
Source: RefSeq, a predicted model, not a curated record
AUGCUGAGCUUCCCGCUGCAUGGUCCUCCAAUGAGGCUGUGUAUGGGCCUUGUCUGUAUCCUCCCUCUCUGGAAUGCAGUGUCUGGUCUUAAAGGAGAAGGCAAGAAAGAUAAGGAAAUGGCCCUGCUACCUGCAGCUGUAUCUGGAAACGAAGGACUCAAGAAUGAGAAAUAUGGAUCCUUCCUUCAUACAGCAGAGUCUGCCUUCAGAGAAAAGAAGACGGUAAAGGGGGUAGAUGUCCUUGCAACUACAGAACUCCCAGCAAGGUCAGUUGAUCUGUCUGCACUCAACCUGACAGAGCUUGUGAAUGGGAUGCUCAGUAGGGCUUUAAAAGAUAGCAAGCAAUUCUUCUCCGUGCUUAGCAUCACUUCUUACAGUUCAUUUGCCUUUCACAAGGUUUCCGUGGCGAUCUACAACAUUUCCAACCCAAAGACAGUUGACCCAGCCAAAUUCCCUACCAGGUAUUGCUACUGUUUGAGCAACAGGACCAAUGACUUAUCAGAUUUCACAGCGUUGCUGGUGGACAUUGUUGGAAAUUCUACCAGCUACCUCACUGAGAUUUUUAAAUCAACCUCCAUCCUCUCUGUGAGUCAGACCAAUGAAUCAGACUGUGUCUUCAUCUGUGUGAUGGUGGGAAAGUCAGGAAGGAAUCUUUCUGACUUCUGGGAAAUGGUGGAGAAAUCCCCUGUUAUCAACUACACAUUUACUAGUGGUGUGUCCAGUGCUUUGGCAACUACCAGGGGAACAGUAAGGACUUCAAGGCUCACAACUCAAAGCCAACAUUCACUUCUAAGAUCAUAUACUACACGUUGGACCACACAAUGGGUAUCUGCUCUGAAGACCUUCCCCUGGACAAAGACAAGUACUCCUUCAGAGAAAGAGGUGACAGAAAAUGAACAGAUGUUUCCAGAGCUUCCUGUUGAGUCCAUAGGCACACAGAGUAGUGUCCCGACCUCAACGAACAUGACCAGAACACCAUGGGUGACACGUAGAUCCACACAAGCACCUACUGUCUUGUCUGGAUCCAUGUCUGUGCCACUGACUGUGGAUGAUAGCACACCUGGAGGGCCACCCUGGACAAGCCUUCCCUCCACAUCAGCCUCCACUGAAGAUGCCCAGGAGCUCAGCAGCACAGAAAGCCAGUUGCAUCCUACUGGGAUACUGACCACACCCAGCAGACUAGCACAGCCCAGCAUAGUCUCAGGAACACUCAUGCCUGGAACACAGACUACAAAUCCAACUAAAGCACCAGCUCCUAGAGUCCCACAGACAGAUGAUAUUCCUGCAGAGUGGUCAAUCACCCCUGAGAAAGAGCCAGCCCGGGUCCCAGCAACCCAUCAUGUUUCAAACUGUCCUCGGCCACUCCCCAAAGAAGAGGCCAUUACAGAUACUCCUCUGCCCCUGACCAUGAAGAAACUCAACCCAUGCCUGAUGGAACUGUGUCGCUUCUUCCAGCAAUGCCUCUGCUCAGUCCGAAAGCGGGAUUUCAGUUCAGAAGCCAUGAGUAGUUGUUGCCUGCCAAAGAAAAUCAGGAGGCAGAUCACACACUUCAUUAGGUGA